Messenger RNA from Rotaria socialis, 912 nucleotides. The record is from the annotation of a GenBank genome assembly. Lineage: Eukaryota; Metazoa; Rotifera; Eurotatoria; Philodinida; Philodinidae.
AUGUCCAUCGUGAAAGAUGAUAGCUUUUCUCUAAUUUCCACACAAUCUAAUAAAGAUGGUAUAGUUUUUAAAAAUUAUCAUUUUGGAAUGAAACGAAUAAAUAAGAAUGGUACUCAAGUGUGGAUAUGUACACAUAAAUUGUGCAAUGCUGCAAUCAACAUAUGCAAUGGUUCAAUUGUAAAAACUUCUUCUAUUAAGCCAGAUGGAAGUCAUGAAUUUGAACAUCAACCAAAAAUGUCUUUAGAUAUAUAUGAAUGUAUUAAAUCCAUCAAACGUCGAAUUGAAGAAGAGCCCACAGCAGCAGUUAGCUUAUUAUAUGAUCAACAAGUUAAAAAAUUUAGACGUGAAAAUGGUACUGCUGCUUCAAUUCCGGUAUUCGAUCGCGUGAAAUCGUCUUUAUAUGAAUAUCGGUCAUCCAAACAACCACCGGUUCCUAAAGCAUUAUCAUCGAUUGAUAUACCUUAUCGACUUACUCGCACUUUGUUGGACCAAAAUUUUCUACUUUGCAAUAAUCAACUUGUAUCUGUAGUUGGUUUUGCUUCAUCUAUUGGUAUUAAACUUCUCGGUGAUAAUGCACAUUGGAAUGCAGACGGUACAUUCCGAACUGCACCUAAACUAUUCUACCAAAGCUACAGUAUUCAUGUAUGGGAUAACUUCAGCAUGAAGCCAGUGAUAUAUGCUGCAUUACCCAACAAGAAUACCAAUACGUAUGAUACUUUUUUGAAUGAAUUAAUUGUUUAUGCUCAAAUUAAUGGUAUUUCACUUACUCCAAAGUCAAUUCUCAUUGACUUUGAAAUGGCAGCACAUCAGGCUUUUUCGAAAAACUUUCCAACGGCAAAAAUAAAGGGGUGCCAAUUUCAUUUUGGUCAAAAUAUUUGGCGACAAAUAAAAAAAAAAGGUUUAAUUUCUUGA